This is a messenger RNA of Protopterus annectens (West African lungfish), 1005 nucleotides long. RefSeq names its product melatonin receptor type 1C-like. Lineage: Eukaryota; Metazoa; Chordata; Ceratodontiformes; Protopteridae. Gene Ontology annotation, cellular component: membrane. Bases 1 to 1005 code for a protein of 334 amino acids. The record is from RefSeq and is a predicted model, not a curated record. Gene Ontology annotation, molecular function: melatonin receptor activity. Gene Ontology annotation, biological process: G protein-coupled receptor signaling pathway. The transcript has 4 exons.
AUGAACAAGUUUCUUAAUGGAGGUGGCCGAGCCAAUGAGAGAGGCAUCAUCAUCAGGGUAUGGAAUGAUAGAGGCUUCAGCUACAGUAGUUAUACAGACUAUUCUUCAAGACAUGUUGCUGUUUUUCUUACCGUUGUGAUGAUCUUUGUAACAGUUAUGGACAUCCUUGGAAACAUUCUUGUUAUUCUAUCUAUCAUAAAGAACAAGAAACUUAGAAAUGCUGGAAAUGCCUUUGUGAUUAGCUUGUCAGUAGCUGACUUGAUGGUUGGAAUAUAUCCAUAUCCUUUAGUCACUAUAGCAACAUUGCAGAGAAAAUGGACCUUGGGAGAUAUUCAGUGCAAGGCUGCAGCAGUGAUUCAAGAUCUUGGUCUCAUAGUAUCUGUCUACAACAUUAUGGCAAUUGCAAUCAACCGCUACUGUUGCAUAUGUUACAGCCUCAGAUACGACAAACUCUACAGCAUGAAAAACACCUGCUGUUAUGUUUUCCUACUAUGGAUUUUUUGCAUCAUAUUGACUUUACCAAUUGCAUAUUUUGAUGUUGUUAAGUAUGAUGAAAGAAUUCAUAUCUGUGUGUUUUCAUUCUCUGUAAAUCCAUCUUUAACAUGUGCACUGGCAAUUUUGCAUUUCCUUGUACCAGUUACUACUGUGGUUUUCUGUUACUCAAAGGUUUGGAUGUUGGUUAUUCAGGUCAAGUACCGGGUCAGACAGGGUAACAAACAAAAACUUAAGCGUAAUGAAGUGAGACAUUUCUUGACAAUGUUUGCAUCAUUUAUUCUUUUUGCUGUUUUCUGGAGCCCAUUUAGUAUCCCAGCUUUGGUUGUGGGGUUAAGUCCAAAAGGAAAUGCACCAAAGUUUCCUGACUGGCUUUAUGUGUUAGGUUACUUUGCUGCUUCCUUUAAUAGCUGUCUCAAUGGUAUUGUUUAUGGUAUUUUUAAUCAAAAUUUUAGGGAUGAGUACAAAAGAAUUCUUCAAUCAUUCUGCACAUUUCCAAAAACUAUACAAUAA